Messenger RNA from Nerophis lumbriciformis (worm pipefish), 840 nucleotides. NCBI's taxonomy places the organism in Eukaryota, Metazoa, Chordata, Actinopteri, Syngnathiformes, Syngnathidae. The record is from RefSeq and is a predicted model, not a curated record.
AUGGCGGACGACGCCGGUGGUAGAGGAGGUUUCCGUGGAGGUUUCGGCCCUGGUGGCCGCGGUCGGGGCCGUGGACGAGGCAGAGGCCGUGGCAGAGGCCGCGGUGCUCGGGGUGGCAAGGCCGAAGACAAGGAGUGGGUGCCUGUUACCAAGCUGGGCCGCCUGGUUAAGGAUAUGAAGAUUAAGUCCUUGGAGGAGAUUUACCUUUACUCGCUGCCCAUUAAGGAGUCUGAAAUCAUUGACUUCUUCUUGGGUUCCGGUCUGAAAGAUGAGGUUUUGAAGAUCAUGCCCGUCCAGAAGCAGACCAGAGCCGGUCAGCGCACCAGGUUCAAGGCCUUCGUCGCCAUUGGCGACUACAACGGCCAUGUGGGUCUGGGAGUGAAGUGCUCCAAGGAGGUGGCUACCGCCAUCCGAGGCGCCAUCAUCCUGGCCAAGCUGUCUAUCGUGCCCGUCAGACGAGGGUACUGGGGGAACAAGAUCGGCAAGCCCCACACAGUGCCCUGCAAAGUGACGGGCCGCUGCGGCUCCGUCCUGGUGCGACUCAUUCCAGCGCCUCGCGGUACCGGUAUAGUGUCCGCUCCCGUGCCCAAGAAACUGCUGAUGAUGGCCGGAAUCGACGACUGCUACACCUCCGCUAGGGGCUGCACCGCCACCCUCGGCAACUUUGCCAAGGCUACAUUCGACGCCAUCUCCAAGACUUACAGCUACCUUACACCAGAUCUCUGGAAGGAGACUGUCUUCACCAAGUCUCCUUACCAGGAGUUCACCGACCAUCUGGCCAAGACUCACACCAGAGUGUCAGUGCCGAGAGGCCAAGCUGUCCAGGCGGCAACUUCCUAA